CCAUGCCCAGAGAACAGAUCAGAAAGAGAGGCAAGAGGAAGCCCAAAUUCACGCAAGAGGAACAGGCAGAUGAGGAACUCCAGCCAUCCACCGAGUCCACUCAUGCCGGUCCUUCUUCCAUUCAUCCGGCUCGAGCCGCGAUGCUCGCAGGUCAAAGACCACCACCGAGGCUUGAUGCGCCAGCCGAAGAGGAGGCACAGCAGGUAGAGUGGAGCAGGGAUCUGAGAGAAGCCGAGUUCCCCUUUGGUGUCCUUGAUCCAGAUGUCAAAGCGUACUUUAGGACGGUCGACGAUCAGAUUCGAGACUGGCAAAAUGUCUCGUCCACAGGGGAGGAGCGAGAGGACCGUCAAAUGUUCCUGAACAACGUCCUCGCUGAGCUCCGCGGAAACGAAUUGGCCACUGCUACCGAUCCAGACACGGCCGUUGUCCUGGAACGACUGUUGCCUUCGCUUGGAGACUGGGGACGCAGAGUCAUUGGCGAUUCGUUUGGGGAUCAAUGGGAGAUCCUCCUCCGACAUAGGUUCGCGAGUUAUGUCGUCCAGACCUGGUUGCGACUCGCGGCAGACACCCUAGAUAGAGAGGCCAGAGACAUAUUCCCACCUCCGAAAGACUCUGGGUCAUUACGGACAAUGACAGAGUUGUUCACCUCGCUGUUGACGUUUAUCCAACCCCUUGUCCCGACUCUCCUCACCCACCCUCAUGCCUCUCCUCCGCUACGACUCCUCUUCCUCAUUUGCUCCGAUCAAGAACUGCCUAUUGAAUCCAAAAACGACAUCAUCCGGUCGAAAAAGAGUACAAAGUAUCGAAAAGGUCACGACGUAAAGACCAAGUCGAUCAUAGAAGACCACAGCGCUUCGGUCUCUCGUCACAUCCCACAGACCCUCAUAGAUCUCCGCAAACGCGUCACCCGUGCCCUCCAGGAUGACAUCUCCCCCGUCGAAUGGAGGUCAAUGGGAGUCAACGAAGUCGGCAGUGCGGCCAUCCAGCUGCUCGUUGGAUUGGAAGUCGGCGACGGAGCGGCCGAGGGAUCACUCUUGGACCACUUGACAGAAGGACUCGUCUCGGACCUCGCCAAUGGCAGUGCCAGACCAAAAGAGUAUCCCGCGUCCUUGCUCUCCUUCCCAAUCGGAUCUCAUCUCUUUGAAAAGAUCCUGUCGGUCGCCCCGGAGCCGAUAUUCCAGGAAUUGUGGCGACUCUACUUCCACGGCAAGAUUGGCAAGCUCGCCAUUCACCCAUUCGCAAACUUUGUGGUGGCUUCUGGCGUCGCACGCUUAGAUGCGGAUGGAAUACUGAGCGUCGUGAAAGAGUGCAAGUCGGUCAACGGGGGACGGAGCCUGAUCAAAACCGCUCGGACAAGUGUACUACAAGCACUAGUCGCCAGGUGUGUGGAUGUACCAUGUGGAAGCGAGGUCCUUCAGCUCAUUCGAUCGGCUUUGGACCUACCCGAGAAGGACGCCAAGCCACUGGUACCCUGUCUCAUGGCGCUGAAAACAUGUCCAGCAUAUCAAGCCAUUCAGGCCGGUGAAGCUGUGCCAGAGGACGAAAUCCUCGACGUGGAUCAAGACGCAGAGGAAGCGGCCGCCGCGGCCGCCCGUCUUGAAGGAUGGAAGACUCGUCGCCAGCCUAAACCCAGGCAAUCAGACCUCGCACCGAAUAUGCAGGGUUCAUUAUUGCUUCAGGGACUCGUCAAACUCGAUCAGAGCCCGGUCGUGAUCGAUAGUCUUCUGGCACAACCGAUCGAGAUGUUGCUCAAAUACGCCUCUCACCCUAUCUCUUCCCGUCUUCUCGACGCCAUCCUCGACUCGCCGGCCGUUCCUCCCCGGGAUCGCCGUAGAGUCAUCAUGGCGUAUCUGAAUGAUUUCGCUACGGUCGCCAUGGACAAGAGCGGAAGCUAUGUCGCGGAGAGCAUGUGGGCAAAGGCCGAUGGGUAUAUGAAGGAAAAGAUCGGCAAGAGCCUCAUUCCGCACGCUCAUGAGCUGUCUGGCUCACAAUAUGGUCGGUUCCUAGCACAACGGCUAGACCUACAUCUGCUACAACGACGUCCGGUCGAAUGGCGUCAGAAGCAUGUUGCGAUGCAAAAACCGCAUCAGUCUACAGUGAAUGACGAGGCACCCAAGCAGGGGAAGAGGAAGCCAAAGGACGAGAUAGAUGAGCUGUUUUCGAAAAGAGUCAAGACAUGAUGCAUGGUAUAGCAGU
Molecule: messenger RNA, 2196 nt
Organism: Kockovaella imperatae
Lineage: Eukaryota; Fungi; Basidiomycota; Tremellomycetes; Tremellales; Cuniculitremaceae
Product: armadillo-type protein
Exons: 8
Biological process (GO): endonucleolytic cleavage to generate mature 5'-end of SSU-rRNA from (SSU-rRNA, 5.8S rRNA, LSU-rRNA); ribosomal small subunit export from nucleus; endonucleolytic cleavage in 5'-ETS of tricistronic rRNA transcript (SSU-rRNA, 5.8S rRNA, LSU-rRNA)
Cellular component (GO): nucleolus; preribosome, small subunit precursor; 90S preribosome
Molecular function (GO): RNA binding
Source: RefSeq, a predicted model, not a curated record